CCCAGGGGAGGAAGAGGAUUCUGCAGGGGGCAGAGACCGCAGCUACCUACAGGGUGUGCCCCCCACACAACGAGCGCCCGCUUUUGCCCCUUCCCCCACCCCCACCUUUUUAUUGGUGCUGGUUUGCAGCGCUUGGCUCCUGCGCCUUCGCUUCGCGUUUGAAUCUGGCUCGCCCCUCCAUAUUAUGUCUGCAAUCCGAAGGAAAUUUGGGGACGAUUACCAGGUAGUGACCACCUCGUCUAGCGGCUCAGGCUUGCAGCCCCACGGGCCGGGCCCGCAGCAGCAGCUUGUGCCCAAGAAGAAGCGACAGCGGUUCGUGGACAAGAACGGCCGGUGCAAUGUGCAGCACGGCAACCUGGGCAGCGAAACAAGCCGCUACCUCUCGGACCUCUUCACCACGCUGGUGGACCUCAAGUGGCGCUGGAACCUCUUCAUCUUCAUCCUCACCUACACCGUGGCCUGGCUCUUCAUGGCGUCCAUGUGGUGGGUAAUCGCUUACACUCGGGGCGACCUGAACAAAGCCCACGUUGGCAACUAUACGCCUUGCGUGGCCAAUGUCUACAACUUCCCCUCUGCCUUCCUCUUCUUCAUUGAGACCGAAGCCACCAUCGGCUAUGGCUACCGAUACAUCACCGACAAGUGCCCCGAGGGCAUCAUCCUCUUCCUCUUUCAAUCCAUCCUGGGCUCCAUCGUGGAUGCCUUCCUCAUCGGAUGCAUGUUCAUCAAGAUGUCCCAACCCAAGAAGCGCGCCGAGACCCUCAUGUUUAGUGAACACGCGGUGAUCUCCAUGAGGGACGGAAAACUCACGCUCAUGUUCCGGGUGGGCAACCUGCGCAACAGCCACAUGGUCUCCGCGCAGAUCCGCUGUAAGCUGCUCAAAUCUCGACAGACACCUGAGGGUGAGUUCCUUCCCCUUGACCAACUUGAACUGGAUGUAGGUUUUAGUACAGGGGCAGAUCAACUUUUUCUUGUGUCCCCCCUCACAAUUUGCCACGUGAUCGAUGCCAAAAGCCCCUUUUAUGACCUAUCCCAGCGAAGCAUGCAAACUGAACAGUUCGAGAUUGUCGUCAUCCUAGAAGGCAUUGUGGAAACAACUGGAAUGACUUGCCAAGCUCGAACAUCAUACACUGAAGAUGAAGUUCUUUGGGGUCAUCGUUUUUUUCCAGUAAUAUCCUUAGAAGAAGGAUUCUUUAAAGUUGAUUAUUCUCAGUUCCAUGCAACAUUUGAAGUCCCCACCCCACCUUACAGUGUGAAAGAGCAGGAGGAAAUGCUUCUCAUGUCAUCCCCUUUAAUAGCACCAGCCAUAACUAACAGCAAAGAAAGACAUAAUUCUGUGGAGUGCUUAGAUGGACUAGAUGACAUUAGCACAAAACUUCCAUCGAAGCUGCAGAAAAUUACUGGAAGAGAAGACUUUCCUAAAAAACUCUUAAGGAUGAGUUCUACAACUUCAGAAAAAGCCUACAGUUUGGGAGACUUGCCCAUGAAACUUCAACGAAUAAGUUCAGUUCCUGGCAACUCAGAAGAAAAACUGGUAUCCAAAACCACCAAGAUGUUAUCUGAUCCCAUGAGCCAGUCUGUGGCUGAUUUGCCACCAAAGCUUCAAAAAAUGGCUGGAGGAGCAGCCAGGAUGGAAGGGAAUCUUCCAGCCAAAUUAAGAAAAAUGAACUCUGAUCGUUUCACAUAACAAAACACCCCCUUAGGCAUUAUUUAAUGUUUUGAGUUAGUAAUAGUCCAAUAUUUGGCUGAAGAGAUAAUCCUCCCUAAGAAAUCUGAAAGAUAUAUUUCUCCCCCAGUCUAAUUAGCAUAUUUGAGAACUCUUUAUUCCCAAGUAUUGCUACUGUGCAGAAAGGAAAAUCAGGAAGGGAGAACAUCAUAAGAAAGCUGUUAAUGGGCAUGUAUUAUCACAUCAAGCAUGCAAUAAUGUGAAAAUUUUGCAUUUAGUUUUAUGGCAUGAUUUAUAUAUGUCAUAUUUAUAUUGUAUAUUCUGGAAAAUAUAUACAAAUAUAUAUUUAAAGGAGAGGUAGUCUCCCUAUCAUUUCUAACACAUGUAUUAAGCCAAACAUGAGUGGAUAGCUUUCAGGGUGAUAAAACUACACACACACAUACAUGUGUGUGUGUGUGUGUAUAUAUAUAUAUAUAUAUAUAUAUACACACACAUCCAUGUACACAUACAUACAUAUAUAUCUGAUAAAAAUUGUGAUGUUUUGUUCAAAGUUGUAGUUCUUGUGCAUGUUUACUUUAUUAGACUAGGAAGGCUACUGGCAUUAAUUAUUAAUACCAAAUAUUUUAGCCUUAAAUUAUUUGUCAUUUAAAAAUCUGAUUUAAUGUUUUCUGCUGUUCAAGGUCAUAGAAGGUUCAAUUGUGUUUUAUCAUGAGAAGGUCACAAAAGUUUGCCAUUUACAGUCCUGCAAAAGUAUUGCCUUAUACAUUUGACUUGUAAAUUUUAGAGCAUACCAAUACCUGGUAUAUCAUUGAAAUUUUCUCAUGAUUUUAAAAGUUGCUAGUACUGGGGGGAAAUUAGUGCUGAUUUAUUUGAGAAUUAGUUCUUUCCUGGACUAAUUAAAAUCUGGAAAUCUGUUUUGUACAUGGUAUAAUACAAAUAUGAGCUCUGAACAAAUGCUAAAUCAUUGUAAUAAUCAGUAGCCAGGUUCUAUUUGAAUAUAUAAGAAUUUGUGUAAAAUGACAUAGUCCCUGUUUCAAACAGAAUCAAUUGGAAAUGUUUUCACUCCUAUUCUGGAAUUUUUCUGUCCAUUUAAAAAACAAAAAAAAAUAUCUUUAAGGGAAUGCAAUAAGGCAAUGAAACAGAUGAUAAAUACUUAUGCUUAAAAUA
Molecule: messenger RNA, 2830 nt
Organism: Marmota flaviventris (yellow-bellied marmot)
Lineage: Eukaryota; Metazoa; Chordata; Mammalia; Rodentia; Sciuridae
Gene: Kcnj3
Product: potassium inwardly rectifying channel subfamily J member 3
Biological process (GO): regulation of monoatomic ion transmembrane transport; potassium ion import across plasma membrane
Cellular component (GO): plasma membrane
Molecular function (GO): G-protein activated inward rectifier potassium channel activity
Source: RefSeq, a predicted model, not a curated record